AUGACAGAAAACAAAUUCAAUGUUCUAUUUGCUCCCUUUCAGCUGUCUCGACACGUGAACAGCUGCACUGCGCCGGUUCAGGUGUUGAACGGUUGGCGGGUGGCUGUGCGGUCGGUGGUUCAUUACAACAUCUCUGUUUAUAAAAUGAGUUCUCAGAAGCCUGCAUUGGGCGAGUUUACGGGUUGUUCUUUGUUGAUGCUGAUUUCGGGUUCGUUGCCCCUUCUGAAGGUGGAGGGUUUGGACUUCCCUGCUGCUCUGUCCCUAACCUACGGCUCGCUGCUGCUGUUGAUGCGCGACGCGCAUGUAAAGACGCUUAAUCCUGCUUUGACCCUAGUGGAUGUGCUACGGAAUCAGGUGGAGACUGGAGCAGGUUUGAUGCUGAUUCUUUGCCAGUUCGCUGGCGCAGCUGUUGGAGCGUUUGGCUUGUCGGUGUUGGUAGGGAGUUCUUCUCAGUCCUUUCCCGCUUCCGUUGGUGCACCGCCGACAGGACAGCUGAUGGUUAUUCAGCUGGUGUUUGGCGCUGCUCUCGCUUUUGCAUACAUCCGCGGGGGCGAAGGCGGCAAGUACGAUGGCCCUUGGCUGGGGGCUCUUAUGUAUGGUUCCUUCGUCUUAGGCGGGGAAGCUACUGCUUUCUUGAACCCUGCAGUUGCCUUGGGUGCUAAUGUAUGCAGAGGUAUCUCAGGCAUGUCUACCAACGAGGCGACAUUGGCUACAUUGGUGUUCUUGCCGCUGUUAGCAGCAGGGCUUGCGUUUUUGCUAGAUCGUGUCUCGGAGCAGCACCUCCAGAUGUCGGAGCUUGUGGGCUGCUUCUUCCUCAGUUUCGGCUUGCUAGCAGCAGCGGCCAAAGGCAGCACAUCAGCAGCAGCAGGGCCUGCAGCAGUUGGAUUCGCCUUCUAUGCUGCAGCGAUCGUGCGCAUGGCUUCUCCGGCCUCUGGGGGUUCUCUCAAUCCUGCCGUUACGGGAGGCGCUCUCUUGAGUGAAAGUCGCAGCAUAUCCAAAGAUGUCGCCACCGUGUGGCUGUUUCAGCUGUGUGGCGCGGCGGCAGCAGCACUGCUGUUGGGCCGUGUAGGAACAGCAGCAGGUGCUGCUGCCCCUGCUGCAGCAGCUUCUAUAGCAGGCGACUGGCAAGCAACAGCCCUGUCUUUGGGGGUGAGUGCGCUGCUUAUGAUCGCCUACUGUACCGACUUUGGCGAUUUCUUUGGUUCUCCAGCUGCUGCUUUUAUUGGCGCAGUUUACGGAUUGUCUCUGAUGGCCUCUAAAGCUCCCCUUCCAAUCAACCCAGCGGUCACACUUGGUGCUGCUGCAGCUGUUCUCUUUAAAGAAGCAGCUGCUCUUAACCUCCUUGAAAUGCUGGCUGAGGUCGCACUUCCUUUCGGGGGCUGUAUCUGCGGCGCUGCGCUUCUUCGGCUUAUUCCGUCUGAAUACAAAAGGAGGCUAUAA
Eimeria maxima is the source of this 1440-nucleotide messenger RNA. Its product is annotated as aquaporin, putative. Gene Ontology annotation, biological process: transmembrane transport. Gene Ontology annotation, molecular function: water channel activity. The record is from RefSeq and is a predicted model, not a curated record. The transcript has 2 exons. Gene Ontology annotation, cellular component: plasma membrane. The coding region runs from base 1 to 1440 and encodes 479 amino acids. Lineage: Eukaryota; Apicomplexa; Conoidasida; Eucoccidiorida; Eimeriidae.